GAGUCUUUCUUCGUCAAACAUGCUACCCAGCGAAAAAUGUUGGACUCGUGAAAGCUAUAUUUCCUGUGAAAUAUAACUUGCUGCGACUUUCAGUGCUUGUCAUCCUAAACUUUGAGAGAUGCCGUUUUUCUGACGUUAAAUUACAGUGUUCUCCGAUUUUUGUUAAGGUACUCACGUUUCAAUGGGCGGUGAAUCAACAGCAUGCUAACUAGCUAAAGCUACCUGGACUUUAUAUAGUUUAUUUAUACAGUACCAUGUUGCCCGAAUUAUUGCUAGGCACUGAUGCUGGAGGGUUUCUCAUAAUACGAGAUUCUGCGAGUUAUUCUGGUCGACACCUCCUGAAGAGCUUCAUCAAUGCUGCACUGAACAGGGAGGAAUAUGUCCAUGUCCUUGGCUUUGAGGGCAGUGAGGAAGAGCUGAGAGAUGGAUUAAAAGGAUCACCCACUCAGAGGCUACACUUUCACAAUGCUUUUACAGACCCCCUUGGCUGGACCGAUCACCCAGCUUUCACAGUUUACCAGUUCAAUUUUGAGGAACUUACACAUCUGGUCAAGCAAACAUCACAUCCCAAACCAGCUAUCUUGAUAAUCGACUCUCUUUCGUGGAUUUUGAGGCAUGUUAGUCCUCCUGCUGUUUGUAAGACUCUUCAGCAACUUAAAAAAGGGGGAGCUGUGAGAGCUAUUAUUGGUCUGCUCCAUGCAGAUAUGCAUCAGAGAGGUACUGUGGGAAGUGUAUGCCAUUUGGCUUCUUCAAUCAUCACUGUGGCACCUGGAAUGAAGGGAGAUGAAGCAGUGGCAAAGAUAACAAAGCGCUCAAAAUCUGGGAAGGUUAUACAAGAUGAGGAGAUUUUCAACAUCAAAGAGGAUUUUACAGUCACAGUACAAAGCAAGCUCAGCCAUAUCGGACCCAAACAGCCAGACCCAGAGGAAAAGGAGAUGGACCCAACAGCUAACUUGACCUUCAACCUUCGCUUAUCUGACACAGAGCGUGAAGCCAAGGGGAAACUUGCACUUCCCUUUGUCUUCAGUAAAGAGAAGAAAACAGCUCUGCUCCACUCAGGCCCAGGUUCAGGACGAAUUCUCUAUGAGCCUGAUGCCAACGACGACUAUGACCAGGAGGAUCCAGAUGAUGAUCUCGAUGUGUAGAGUUAGGGGAUGAAACCUAGGCCUAAGCCUGAAGCCCUAGAAGAUUGAAGUUUCAUGUACUCUUUGUCAUUGAAGACACUGGGUUGUUUUCAGCAGUGCAGUUUCACAGCCUUAAAGACCAUCACGUACAGCUUUGAAGAUAUAAUUUAAUACCUAAAAUUCCUGUAUGAAAUUUGUAUUAUGUUUAUAAAAUGUUUUUCCUCCAAUUCUUAUUGA
Molecule: messenger RNA, 1361 nt
Organism: Seriola dumerili (greater amberjack)
Lineage: Eukaryota; Metazoa; Chordata; Actinopteri; Carangiformes; Carangidae
Gene: elp5
Product: elongator acetyltransferase complex subunit 5
Exons: 8
Coding region: 255-1145 (296 amino acids)
Biological process (GO): tRNA wobble uridine modification
Cellular component (GO): elongator holoenzyme complex; nucleus; cytosol
Molecular function (GO): tRNA binding
Source: RefSeq, a predicted model, not a curated record